This is a messenger RNA of Sceloporus undulatus (fence lizard), 2448 nucleotides long. Its product is annotated as coiled-coil domain-containing protein 136-like. Lineage: Eukaryota; Metazoa; Chordata; Lepidosauria; Squamata; Phrynosomatidae. The transcript has 6 exons. The coding region runs from base 23 to 844 and encodes 273 amino acids. The record is from RefSeq and is a predicted model, not a curated record.
CCGGAGACGGUUGUGAUGGCACAUGCUGAUGAACAUCUUUCCAGUGCUGCGAGGAGUGGCCAGACUACAAGAGGAACUCAGGACUGUUCGGGCUCAAUAUCAGGACCUGACAGAUGAGUACCAGAUCUUGCAGGAAAGCAACACCAUCAUGGUCCAUCAGCUGGAGAGACUGGAGGCCAUAAAGUACAGGACCAGAACCAAGUCAGACGACUCGCAGUCUUUUGACUCAGACUCAGAUUCAGACCUGGACACCGUUAACCCUCACAUCCGCCGGGUCUCCAUAGCCCGGAGGAACACCCUGCAGUCGGGUGGCAGUGUCUCCUUCAAAUCAGUGGAGAUCAUGGGUGUGGGCAGUGAGUAUGACGACGACAAGAUGGAGAAGCUAGAGGAAGAGAGCGAAUAUGACCUGCAAUGCCAGCUGGAGAAGGAGGAGAAGAAAGUGGAGCUGGUUCAGGCGCAACAUGAUCCACCUCAAGACAGUCUGUACGUAAGGGAGAUCAAGUCCCAGGCCAGCCACACAGACAGGAAGAGUAGAGUAAAAGAAAAAAAGAAAAAAGAUGUCAUCGAAGAAAGGGAGGAAGAUGAAAAUAAGUGUGACCAAGCCCAGCACAGUCUGCGUGAAUUGGAGGGCAAGUGCCAGCUCAGCCAGACUGAGUGGGAGCAGUUGCAUGAGGAGCUUCGGUUGUGCAAAGAGGAGAUCGAGCGGCUCAAUGGCACCAUCCCCAUUGGCGGACGGGUCCCAGCCGGAGGGAUGAAACCUUUUGCCCUGUUUGUCGUGGUGGCCGGGGCCUUGUUCCUGUACCCCUGCCUGAAGAGAUGCAGCCACGGUUGGAUGGCGACCUGAGGGGGAGCCUCUGUGUCCCCUUCCCCUCACAGAGAGGACCACACAUGCCACACGCCCUCCCCACACACCCUUCCCUGUUGUGCAAACUGAGCACUUUCUCUCUCCCCACCCUGCACCCCAGCCUGCAUUGUGGAGGCUGGAGUCUAGGGAACCAGUCCCCUUGACCUUUAGAGGGUCCAUCAUGGAUCUCAGCCUCCACGCUGGACAGUACCCUCUGUCUCUUUUUAUCUCCUGUAGCAAAAACCCGCACCCUCUCCUUACCUUUCUUUGGGCUUUCACUGAGCCUCAUAUGCAGGAGACAGGGUGGGGUGAAAGGAUGAGGUGGCAUUUAGGUUGUACAAUGGGGCUUCCAGCCUGAUCCUGGCUCCCUACCCCUUUUGCUCAUAGGAAACCAGAGAAGGGAAGAACACUCCUUCCUCUAGUUGCUCCUUUAGUGCUCCAAGCUGCCAUGUUGCACCCAGUCUGGAUGUGCUGGGAAAGGUUGGGUCAGGACCGAGGAAGGAAGAGAGGUGAGAGUUUGGAACCGAGCCCCCUUCUGAGGUUCAGAAGGGAUGCUCAUGCUCAGGAAAGAGCAGAAAGCCACGGCCCCUUGACCCCUGCAUCUUCUUUUCCCUCCCCGGAGACCAUUCCAUGCCACUCCUUUUGGGUCAGCCCAAAGGGGGCGAUCGGGAGCAAUACCUGUUUCACAGCACUACCCUUGCAGGACGCUGAUUCUUUCCAUCCACAGCAGUAAAACACUGGCAAUAAUGCAGGGGAUCAACCAGCAUACGGGGCCAAGGAAAAUCCAUGAUGAUUUCUCUUCUCUUUUUUGGCAAUAUUUAAGGCCUGUUUUAACACUGUGAAUGGGACCCAUGCGAGCAAACCUGGGAUGCUCCAAAGUGGCCAAAGGCAAACAGAGCUAUGCGUGUACCUUGCUUUAUCUAGCCUACUUCCUCUCAAAAGUAACUUCCAGAUAGUUCCAUCUUUCCCAGGAACAGGCCGCUGCCUCUCCCAAGCCCCUGAAUCUAUGCAUCGUGCCCUCAUGUCAUCUUCCCAUCUCUUGUCUGGCUAUCCUGCCUCCCCAACUUGCUCCUAGCCUUAGGAAAUACUCGUAGGUCAGUGCAUAUGUGUGUGUGAACGUGGUCUUUGCAACUUCAAGGCUGGCAGGGCAGUGUGGGACUGCUAGAGAGAUAUAGUUGGGUUUGGGGAGAGUUGUAUCGUGAAGACCCGCUUGGGGAGUCAUGGUAGUCACCGUUUGAGUUCCUUUCCAGCGAUUGAUUCCUCCCAGCCCACCAAUCGCAAUGGGGAAGGAGAGUGACAGCUUUUUGGACCAUGAUGGCAUAGCCUCUGGGAUCCCGUGGGCAUGAGAUCUUAGCCCUGCAUGAUUUAUUUGUGCCUGUGUGUGUCUGUCCGAGGGUGCUUGCUCCAUCACUGAGCAGUCUGCUCCCACCUUUUUCUGUCUCUUCCCUCAAACUCUGCUCCCUGUUUCCAUCUGAAAUGGGGCAGAUCACUUUUAAGAAAAGAAUCUUUAAAAAAAAAAAAGAUACCGGAGACUCUCUGUGGAUCUUUGUCUUUGUUCUAUGUUGUAGCUCAGUAAAAAAGAAAAGAAAAUAUCUUUAUAAAUA